Messenger RNA from Papaver somniferum (opium poppy), 1178 nucleotides. RefSeq lists its product as uncharacterized. The record is from RefSeq and is a predicted model, not a curated record. The coding region runs from base 316 to 1095 and encodes 259 amino acids. The transcript has a single exon. Lineage: Eukaryota; Viridiplantae; Streptophyta; Magnoliopsida; Ranunculales; Papaveraceae.
AAAACUGUAAAUAGAGAUACAUGGAAGAUCCUAGAUAUUAGUCGGAGAUAUUUGUUGAAGACCUGACUGAGUAUUUUGUUGUUGAACAGCUCCCUGACUUUGUGGAGAACGUGUUGUGCUAACAGAAAAGCCUGCUAUUUCUCCGGCAGCAAACACACUACAAUGGGUGCACAAAGACAAUUACGGUUGGGCUGAAAUAACUAUUUCCACUCCCUUUUAUAAGAACCAUCUUUUACAGAGCCCAAAAUUAAAUCACGGUCUCUUUUUGAGAGUAAAGACUAAAGACUAAAGAGAGAGAAAAAGAAACAAGCAGCCAUGGAAGAUGCCCUAACUGAAGCACCACCGCCAUCAAGGUUUUUCAAUGAAGAUCUUGACAACUUUAUCAAACCCUCACCUCCACUCCCCUCCCCCUUUCUUCUUUUCUCUGACCCCAACUCCAAUUUACUCAGCCCAUCUUUACUCAUCAUCGCCAUCUCCUCUCCCUCUCUUCAUCUGCUUCACCAAAUCUCUUCAAAAACCCUAAUUGGAUCACUCAUUCUUCCUGAAGUACCCUUUUCAGGAAACUCCAUUGAACCUUCUCCAAAGGAUAAGUCAUGUAAUAUCUACUCUAUUAAUGGUGAUGAUGGGAGAUCGAUCCUUUUAGUGCUUACUCAGUUUUCGAUCUCCCCAGAAAGAUCUCACACCGUUGCAAAACUACUAAUCGAUGGAAACAAGAUUCAUCCAGAGAAAGUACUCAUUCUCGAUUCGAUUGAGAGUAGAAAUUUCCGUGGGAAACUUCCUCCGGAUGAGAUACUAGGGUUUAAACUAGAAACAAUGGAGGAGAAGUUAACUAGUGAAGCAAUGGUGAAAGGCUUGGAUUAUUUUCCAUCUGGAAGUGUUAUUGACGGAAUUUCUGCUGCUCUUCUUGCUCGUUGUCAAAUUAAGAAGAUUCGUGCAACGUUAUGCGUUACCUGGCCCCAAAAUGGUUAUUCUGUAAUCUCUUAUCUUAAAUCUGUAGUUCUUAAAGAUGUUUUGCCUAAACUUACCUUGAGUAGUGUUCUUUUAGAUUCUGAUUUGGUUAGAGAUUCUCGUUAUGAAUCUGAAUUGUACACCUGAGAUAUAUUUUCGAUGUUACAUGAAUUUCUGAACUUGAUAGAACGAAGAAUUAGACGAAUUUAAUCUACUUAUUAUUUCUCUGA